AGUUAAUUCAAUCAUUAUUAAUUGCGCGAGUUCUUGGAGUUAGAGUCCUCACGUGACAAUACGUCACGCUGCAUCGUCUCCUGCUUUCGCACUGUCUCUCAUCCUUUCCUUCUUGUGUUUCUACCCACAGCGCGUGUUCUCGGGCUUGUGCAUUUUGGUUGCCCGUAGCGCACACAGGUCCAUUGCGUCCUCUGAGACCGGGAUAUCUUCACCAGAAGUACAACUAUGGUCAACUUGAAAUACACUCUCGGAGAGUCGCCGCUUCUUAUCCAGCCCGCGUCGUUCGUAAAGAAGAAAAACUACGAGUUCCACGAAGUCCUGGGUAAAGGAACGUUUGGAAAGGUCAUUCGUGCAACAUGGCACGUACCCAAGUCACAGGCUCUGGUUGCAGAUCGCGGAGCCUCUAAACAAGGUAUUGCACCCUCCGGUACUUCAUCGUCAAGCUCUUCUGUCGCCGGGGUCAGUGGCAUUUCGCGACCAGCUUCCGCUUCAUCGCGUGAAUCCAGUGGCAUCACGAAAGAUGUCGCACUGAAAGUCAUUCCAAAGAAAAAAGUAAAGGGAAACGACGAGGCUGUAUGGGGGGAAAUGGAAGUAUUAAGAGGACUAGACCACCCGAACAUCGUCAAAUUUUAUGAGUGGUUUGAGUCUCGGGAGAAAUACUAUCUGUCAUUCGAACUCGCCGUUGGAGGAGAAUUAUUCGAACGGAUAUGCCAGCGGGGCAAAUUCACGGAAGCUGAUGCGAUAUUAGUCGUGCGGUCAAUACUAAGUGGCGUAAAGUAUCUGCACGAUCAUGACAUUGUACAUCGUGACUUGAAGCCGGAAAAUAUCCUUUAUCGCUCUAAAGCACUUGAUUCGGACAUUGUCAUCGCCGACUUCGGCAUUGCCAAACACUUGCACAAGUCGGAUGAGCAACUGUUUUCUGUAGCAGGCUCAUUUGGUUAUGUUGCACCCGAAGUUCUUAAUAAAAGUGGACAUUCGAAGAAAGUAGAUAUUUGGUCAACAGGAAUAAUCACCUACGUCAUGCUGUGCGGGUACUCUCCCUUCCGUUCAGAAGACCCCGCAGAACUCAUCCGCGAGACGGAGGAAUGCAAGAUCACCUUCCAUGAACGAUAUUGGAAGAACAUCUCUCCAUUGGCGAAGAACUUCAUUAGUGCUCUAGUCGUCGCGGAUCCUGCCGCACGAUUAACGGCAGAAGAGGCGCUUUAUCAUCCCUGGUUGACACAGAAGGCACCAUUAGAAGAGCACGAUCUCGUCGGAUUGCGCGAGAACUUCAACCCGAAGUCCAGAUGGCGCUCUGCAAUUAAUAGUGCAAUUGCUGUGGGCCGUCUACGUCGUGCAGGUUCCGAUCGUUCGCAGCGAGAGCGACUUGCACGCGCAGGAUCGGAAAUCAGUGAAGGGGAGCGCAGUGAAAAUGAGAGCGCUGGAUGGCGAACGCCUGUGAGACCAUCCACGCCGAAAAGCCUGAAGCGUGAUUUACCUGCUGAGAACCGUGAGAAUCUUGGUGUCGGAUCAGAUGCUUCACAGGAACCUGUGAGGAGGCUCUCAACUGAUGGAAAGGACGAGAAGAACGAUAACGUGCUUGUUCAUCCACCGCCUGAUGAACAAGUUGGAGGGAACAAAAGAGCAGAAGAAAGCUCCGAGACUCCAGACACCAAAUCCGAACCUGAGGGGCAUGCCCUCCAACGAGAAGAUGAGGCAUCACACCCUGGAGCCGUACAUGCAAUGCCAGAAGCCCCUGAAUCUUCUCAAUCUCCUCAGCCUUCCUCGUCGUCACCUCCAGUACCAGAGAAACCCGAGUCACAGCGUAAAAUCGGAUAUGAUAAACCUCAACAGCCAGAACGACCGUUCACUCCAGAAGAAGAACGACUUGCGAUACCAGGUUCAUUCGACCUCUCUAACCAACAGCAAGGGGGCAGCAAUCAUGAUAGCAACAGUAGCGGUCACGGACAUGCACGAGGGCAUCGCUUUGAGAACGCAUGGGUGAACUUGUUCAGAAGACUUGGGAUACAUAAUAAUCAUCACGGCAAUGGCAACAACAAUCGUAAUGAUCUCAAUAAGUGAUGACUUUGCUAUCAUGUUCAUUCUGCUGUAUUCGUUUAUUGACCUUGUUUGAUUUGAAAUUCUCGUUGUAUCAUGCAAUAUCGUACUUACUCGACAUUAUUACUCUGUUCUUCUUUCUUCUUGUGCUUCACUUUGUACCUUUUGUUCUUCGAGUUUUUAUUGAUGAUGUAUUUCUUCUGUUUAGGACAGCUGGAAGUAAUAGUCCGCUGUGGAAACUCUGUAGAUUCGAUACACGGAUAUCGUCGGACUUUGCUGUGUCAAUCGUUUGGAACAUGGUGUGCAAAUGAGUUCAACACCUUGUAUAUUUCUUCAAUGUGAUGGAUCGUCUGAUAGCAGCCUUGCUUUCAUUCAGCAACCAGUGCAAAGCACAUUACUAGUUGGCUUCACGAAAGCAUGUUUGCUCGCUUCUUCGGUGCAAAGUUGAUCAACUUUGCAGCUUCAUUUUUGCCGGUAUAUAAUGUGUUCAAUGCACAGGGCCAUCCUGACCCCUCCGCCUCACCCUUAACCUCGAACCAAAUCAAGUACAGCACCUAAU
This is a messenger RNA of Fomitiporia mediterranea MF3/22, 2596 nucleotides long. Its product is annotated as Pkinase-domain-containing protein. The coding region runs from base 226 to 2061 and encodes 611 amino acids. Gene Ontology annotation, biological process: protein phosphorylation; cellular response to oxidative stress. The transcript is spliced from 10 exons. The record is from RefSeq and is a predicted model, not a curated record. Gene Ontology annotation, molecular function: ATP binding; calcium/calmodulin-dependent protein kinase activity. Lineage: Eukaryota; Fungi; Basidiomycota; Agaricomycetes; Hymenochaetales; Hymenochaetaceae.